AUGCAGUUCAUCACCGUUGCCUCCGCUCUCUUCGCUGCCGCCGUUGCAGCUCCCGCUCCUCAAACCACCGAUUGCCCCAACCCAGCCCACUGCGGCCCGGCUGACACCAACCAAUACGAGAACAUCAACAUCGCUGAGUACAGCCUUCGCAAGAACGACGGCAUCCAGUCCGUCUACUUCAAGCUCUCGGGCGACAACGCCACCGACCUCACUUGCCAGAGCGGCCCCAUCCCCACCCUUCCCUCAGACAACGUCGACUGCGGCGAGGGCACCGACUACCGCUUCGUUGUCAUCAAGGACCCCAACGGUGGAUCUGAGCCCGGCCUCGCUAUCAACCACCAGACUGCGCCAUUCUUCGGCAAGACUGGAACCGGUAGCGUCCCCACCUACUGCCAUGCUGGCGGCAACGGACCCAACGACUUCGUCUGCUCCCAGGUCGGCGCUGUCACUAUUGUCAUCAAAUAG
Messenger RNA from Cucurbitaria berberidis CBS 394.84, 465 nucleotides. RefSeq lists its product as uncharacterized. The transcript is spliced from 2 exons. Bases 1 to 465 code for a protein of 154 amino acids. NCBI's taxonomy places the organism in Eukaryota, Fungi, Ascomycota, Dothideomycetes, Pleosporales, Cucurbitariaceae. The record is from RefSeq and is a predicted model, not a curated record.